Telopea speciosissima is the source of this 3300-nucleotide messenger RNA. RefSeq names its product probable leucine-rich repeat receptor-like protein kinase At1g35710. The record is from RefSeq and is a predicted model, not a curated record. The transcript is spliced from 2 exons. Bases 1 to 3300 code for a protein of 1099 amino acids. Lineage: Eukaryota; Viridiplantae; Streptophyta; Magnoliopsida; Proteales; Proteaceae. Gene Ontology annotation, molecular function: ATP binding; protein kinase activity; protein binding. Gene Ontology annotation, cellular component: plasma membrane. Gene Ontology annotation, biological process: hormone-mediated signaling pathway; protein phosphorylation.
AUGGUUUUGAUCAUCAACGAGAAGCAAUGGAGGCUCUCCUUCAAUGGACGACAAAGAUGGCAAACGGAAGCAGCAACAACAACCCAUGUAAGUGGGAGGGAAUUACUUGCAAUAAUGAGGCAGGUGGAGAAGUCAUCCCCAUCCAUAAUAAACCUCUCUAGUAUGGACUUGCAAGGUACGCUCCAUCACUUUAACUUCUCAUCCUUCCCUAAUCACCUCCGUCUUGAUCUCCAUAACAAUUCACUCUCUGGUCCCAUCCCUCCCACCAUUGCCAACCUUUCCCAACUCACCCACCUCGUUCUCUUCAAUAACAAUUUCAACGCCUCAAUACCUUCUACUUUAGGUGCUCUGAACAACCUGGUUGUUCUACUUCUCGGUGAAAAUCAAUUUUCUGGUUCCAUCCCUUCCACCAUUGGAGGCUUGAACAAUCUUCUUCGGUUGUAUCUGAACUCGAACCAAUUAAUUGGAUCAAUUCCCAUGGAGAUAGCAAACUUGACGAACAUUAAUGAGUUGAUGGUGCAUCAAAACAAUCUAACAGCUUCCAUCCCAUCUACUCUGGGAAACUUGAACAAUCUCACUUAUUUGUGGUUGUUCGAGAAUCAGAUAUCUGGAUCCAUCCCACCUGAACUUGGGAGGUUGCGUUCUCUUGUCCAGCUUGAUUUGUCAGACAACAAAUUGACAGGUUCAAUACCUGCUUCUUUUGGAAAUUUGAGCAAGCUAAGGUUCAUAUACCUCUAUGGGAAUUCACUCUCUGGUUCCAUUCCUAUGGAAAUUGGAAACCUGACCAAUCUCUCUGUGCUACAAUUGCUGGGUAAUCUUCUCACAGGUUUUCUCCCACCAGAAAUUGGAAACCUGAGAUCUCUUGCAGUUAUUGAAUUCCAGAAGAAUAAUCUCAAUGGUUCAAUUUCGGCAUCUUUUGGAAACUUGACAUCUCUUACUGAAUUUGCUUUGUAUAGGAACGGUCUCACUGGUUCAAUUCCGGGGUCUUUUGAAAACUUGAGGUCUCUUACUGUACUUGGUUUGUAUAGUAACAAUCUCAGGGGUUCAAUUCCUGCUUCUUUUGGAAACUUGAGGUCUCUUACUCGACUUAUGUUGAGUAACAAUAGUCUCACUGGCUCACUUCCUCCUUUUGGAAAUUUGACCAAUCUAGUUUAUAUUGGUCUUCAUUACAACCAAUUGUCCGGUCAAGUACCUCAGGAAAUCAGCAAUCUUACAAAAUUGCAAGACUUGCAACUUGGAAGUAAUCAUUUUAACGGGUAUUUACCACAACAUAAAUGUAAAGGGGGUUAUUCAGAACUGGAAUAUUUUUCUGUGGAAAGUAACCAUUUCAUAGGCCCAAUACCCAAAAGCAUGAGAAAUUGCACCAACCUAAUAAGAGUCCGGCUUGAUAAUAACCAUCUCACAGGAAACAUAUCAGAAGUCUUCAGUGUUUACUCGAAUUUAGAUUACAUUGAUCUAAGCUACAACCAAUUGCAUGGGGAGGUUUCACAGAAUUGGGGGAAGUGCCUAAGAUUGACAGACCUCAAAAUCUCAGGAAAUAAGAUUUUUGGUCCAAUACCACCCAAGCUCGGAGACUCAACUCAAUUGCAAGGACUUGACCUUUCUUCCAAUCUCUUGGUAGGCCAGAUUCCAAGAGAAAUGGGGAGGCUUAGUUCUUUGCUGAUACUAAAGUUGAACGAUAACCGACUCUCUGGCACCAUACUUGAGGAUGUGGGAUUUUGCUCCAAACUUCAACAACUUGACAUCUCAAUGAACAAUCUAAGUGGAUCUGUUCCAAAUCAACUAGGGAAAUAUUGCAUGAAUCUUAUUUACUUGAAUUUGGGUAAGAAUAGAUUCAGCGGAAGCAUUCCAAUUGAAAUUGGUAAUUUAGUUUCCCUACAGAUGCUACUGGACCUUAGCGGCAACUUGUUCACAGGAAAGAUCCCUCUGCAGCUUGGAAGCUUGGACAAGCUAACAAAUUUGAAUAUCUCUCAUAACAAGUUGCUUGGUUCCAUUCCAUCUGCUUUCACUGCAAUGGUCAGUUUGAUAACCAUUGAUGUAUCCUACAAUGAGUUAGAGGGUCUCCUACUUGAUAAUCGAGCCUUCCAAAAUGCUCCAAUGGAAGCUUUCAUUCACAAUAAAGGUUUGUGCGGCAAUGCCACAAGUUUGCGACCUUGCAGCAUUUCUAAGCUAUCCCCAAAAAAGAACCACAAAGCCAUCCUUCUUAUGAUCAUAUCUCUCUUAGCAGUACUGUUGUUUCUUCUAUUUGCAUUUCUUGGGAUUUUUUUAUUUUUCCGUCGUAGGAGGGAAAGAUGCAUAGAAGAGAACCCAAUUACAAACCAACAACAACGUAGAGAUGUGUUUACAAUAUGGAACUAUGAUGGGAGGAUAGAAUACCAUGACAUCAUUGAAGCAACUGAGCAGUUUGACUCCAAAUAUUGCAUUGGUGUGGGAAGACAUGGAAGUGUUUAUAAAGCAGAGUUGUCAUCAGGUCAACUGGUAGCUGUCAAGAAGUUUGCCUCUUCUUUUUCAGAUGGCAGCGAGAUUUUAGAUCUAGAAACUUUCAGAAAUGAAAUUCAAAUAAUGACAGAAGUGAGGCAUCGAAACAUCGUAAAGUUGUAUGGUUUCUGUUCACACGUGAGGCACUCAUUUUUGGUUUAUGAAUAUGUGGAGAGAGGAAGCUUGGCUAAGAUCCUACGCAUAGACGAAGAAGCGGUAGAAUUGGAUUGGAGUAAAAAGGUUAACAUUGUCAAAGGUGUUGCUCAGGCUUUGGCUUACAUGCACCAUGAUUGCUCACCCAUAAUUCAUCGAGACAUAUCGAGCAAAAAUAUUUUGUUGGAUUCAGAAUUUGAGCCUCAUGUCUCAGAUUUCGGCGUUAGUAUAGUUUUAAAACUUGAUUCAUCCCUUUGGACAGCUCUUGCUGGAACAUAUGGAUACGUUGCGCCAGAACUUGCUUACACAAUGAGGGUGAUUGAAAAAUGUGAUGUCAAUAGCUUUGGCAUAGUAACAUUGGAAGUGAUAAUGGGAAAGCAUCCAGGAGCACUUAUCUCAACUUUGCCAUCGUCAUCCUCUUCAACAUUCCCUUCUAUUGAGCAAAACAUAUUGUUGAAAGAUAUACUUGAUCAACGUAUCUCACCUCCCAUAAAUCCAGUUGAUGAGAAAUUAAUUUCGAUUAUGAAGUUGGCAUUUUCUUGUUUGCAUGAAAUCCACAAUCUCGGCCAACAAUGCAACAAGUGUCUCAAGAGCUAUCAAUUUGCAUUGUUUCCCAUAGCAAUUCCACACAAUAACUUUGGGAGAACUAUAGAAUCGAUUUUGAGGUGA